Cheilinus undulatus (humphead wrasse) is the source of this 1443-nucleotide messenger RNA. It is a transcript of the gene btbd17a, whose product is annotated as BTB/POZ domain-containing protein 17. Bases 1 to 1443 code for a protein of 480 amino acids. Gene Ontology annotation, molecular function: protein binding. The transcript has 3 exons. NCBI's taxonomy places the organism in Eukaryota, Metazoa, Chordata, Actinopteri, Labriformes, Labridae. The record is from RefSeq and is a predicted model, not a curated record.
AUGAUGAAACGAGUGGUCCAGAUCCACGUCGGGAUGCUGUUUGUGGCUCUGCAGGCGGCUGCUGCAGGCAUGGUGAAAGUUGACGGGCCCCAGCCUGGAGGUGGCAGUGGCAGUGAUGGAGACAGCAUCAGUCACUCCCUGACCGUGGUGCAGCGCCUGGAGGCCCUGCUGGUCCAGGGAAACGGCAGCGACGUCUCUCUCCGAGUGGAGACGCCCAACGCGGACGAGAUGAAGCUGCUCCAGGUCCACUCUCUGGUCCUCUCCCUGCAGAGCCCCGUGUUUGAGGAGAUGAUGCUGAACCGUAACAGCAGCGUGCUCGUGCUGAAGGAGAGCUCCGACUGUGCUGCCGUGUUUGACAAGUUCAUCAGGUAUCUGUACUGUGGCGAGCUCUCUCUGCGCCUGGAUCAGGCCAUAGCGUUACACAAACUGGCCACCAAGUACCAGGUGAUGGGUCUGCAGCAGGGCAUCACACAGUACAUGACCCAGAGCCUGGCCCGGGACUCUCCCUCAGGCCAUGUGGCAGGCUGGUAUGAGUACGCCCUGCAGGCCGGAGACCUGACCCUGAGGGACAGCUGUCUGCAGUACAUGGCGUGGAACCUGUCGUCGGUGCUGCAGAGCAGCGAGUGGGUGACCAUCAGCAGCCAGCUCCUCAUGUCCCUGCUGCAGCGCUCCGACCUCAUCCUCCAGAGCGAGAUGGAACUGUUUGCAGCCCUGGAGACGUGGAUUCUUCAGAAUGAGCCCGACGGUCUGACUGCAGAGAACGCGCUUAGAGCUGUGCGCUAUGCCAUGAUGCCACCACGGGAGCUCUUCCGCCUGCAAACGCAGUCCACAGUCCUGGCUCGCUACCAGGAGUCGGUGCGUGACCUGCUGUACAUGUCCUACCAGUUCCACUCUGCGUCACCGCUCAGCAUGGCGAAGUACUUUGACGUGAACUGCAGCCUCUUCAUGCCCAGGAACUACCUGUCCCCGGUGUGGGGGUCGCCCUGGAUCAUCAACAACCCGACACGAGACGACCGCAGCACCAGCUUCCAGACUCAACUCGGACCCAGCGGACACGACGCCAGCAAGAGGGUGACCUGGAACGCCCUCUUCUCUCCGCGCUGGCUUCCUCUCACCAUGAGGUCCAUGUACACGGAGACGGGCGCCAUGCAGCCGACACGUGUGGAGGGAGGGCGCCCUCGCAUCAUCAUCACACCGGCGACGUCCAGCGCAGAUUUUGCCGGGGUGAACUUCCAGAAGACGGUGCUUGUGAUGGCUCAGCAGCAGGGGAAGGUGGUGGUGAAGCACGUCUACAGCUUCCACCAGAGCACGGAGGAGAACGGCGACUUCCUGGCUGAAGCCGACCUGUACCGCCGGACGUCUGAAUACCUCAUCGACAGCUCCCUCUACCUGCACAUCAUCGUGAAGCCGCUUUACCAAACCCUCAUCACCACCAAAAACUGA